AUGAAGUUCACGCUGAACACCGCCCUCGUCGCUCUAGGAGUGGCGUUCGCCACCUCUCUUCCCGCGCAGGUCGCCGCCGACGGGCCUGGCCAGCCCAACUACCAGCCCGAUCACAAGCCGAGCACGACGUCGUAUUCGACCAUGUCUACUUCGUAUUACAAGACGACUUCUUCGUACUAUACGACCACCACGCCAUACUACCCUUCGAAAAGUCCUUAUCCCUCGAAGGGCUCCGGCGGUGGCGGUUACGACAACGGCUACAAUGGCAAGGAUGGCAAGGACGAUUACAACGGCAAGGACGGCUACAGCGGCAAGGACGGCUACAACGGCAAGGAUGGUGGCUAUGGGGUCCAGGACAAGGGCGGCUACGAUGGGAAGGAUAAAUCGGACGGCUACUCGAGCUCAAGUUAUGGGAACGACAACUCUAAGGGAUACCAGGUCUUAUGGGGCCAAUGUGGUGGAUACUACUACUACGGGACGAAGAAGUGUCCUCCCGGCGCUUAUUGUCGGUAUUUCUCGGAUUGGUACUCGCAGUGCAACCCGAACAACAACUGA
Cyclocybe aegerita is the source of this 555-nucleotide messenger RNA. The record is from the annotation of a GenBank genome assembly. Lineage: Eukaryota; Fungi; Basidiomycota; Agaricomycetes; Agaricales; Hemipholiotaceae.